CGCAGUUUCAUUUAAAAUAGUUUUCUAGCACAAGAAUUAGAUAAUACGUUUAUGAAAAAUUUAUUUGCAAUGGGAGAACCUACAACAUUUAAAGACGUUAGAAUAAAAGGAAUCAUGUCAGUAAUGCCGAUGAGGGGAACUUUCCAAUUAGAUGCUCCAGUAUUUGAGAAGCUUAUUGAAUCGUCCAGUAAUUUGCAAGAAAGUUUACCCGAGAAACUCGAGUACGAUGUAAUACAAAUUCAAGAUCAGAAUCUGCCAAUUCUCCGCGAGAACAGUUUAAGUGGUAUUCAUCUUAGAAGGCUAGAAAUCAUUUCUUGCAAUGUGAAGGAUAUAGAAGCAAAUGCCUUUAACAAUGCAAAAAUUGAGCUCAUCAAUUUAAAUAAUAAUGCUUUAGAAGAAAUUAGGAAUAGUAUGUUUAACAAUUUAAAGGCUGACUUUUUGAAUUUCAAGAAAAAUAAUAUUCAAAAGAUAGAAGAAGCAGCAUUUCAGAAUUUGCCACUACAAUGGCUUAAUUUAUCCCAUAAUAAAUUAGAGGAAAUUAAAGUGGACCAGUUUAAAGGUGCAUCUAUUGUUAGAUUGGAUUUACAUGACAAUAUGAUAAGUCAUAUUGAACCGGAAUUGUUCACAACAAUGAACAGCAUAGAAGAGCUAUCUCUGAAAAACAAUGAUUUCAGAGCAAUCGAUACAAUUUUUAAUGACGUACCUACUCUCAGUGAUAUCGAUUUGGAAGGAAACCAUUUGACUGAUCUACCAAGAAAUAUGUUUAGUAACUCACUUAAUCUUGGAUGGGUCCGUUUCAGGAAUAAUAAGUUGACGAAUAUCAGAAAAGGCAUUUUCAAUAUUUUACCGCAACUCCAGCUGAUCGAUUUGGAGGAUAACCAGAUAGAAGCCAUAGAGGAAGGUGCAUUUGAAAAUCUACCCAAACUAAAGUAUCUAUUUUUGUCCAACAACAAAUUAAAAGAAAUCAAAGCCGGUAUAUUUAAUAAUAUAACCGCGGAUGAUGUAGAUUUAAGAGACAAUAAAAUAAUACACAUAGAAGAUCUAGCAUUCAAAAAUUCUAAUAUAUACGAUUUAAAACUUAACCGUAACAGUUUAAACGAACUGCAAGGUAAAAUGUUUAAAGACGCGUCUGUUGGCUACUUGCGGUUAGCCAAGAAUAACAUAGGCAUUAUAGACACGGAAGUGUUCAAUGUAAUGAAAUCUAUCCUAAUGAUUUCUUUGGAAGGAAACAAUUUAACAGAGAUUAAUAAAGGUAUGUUCGACAAACCUUCUAUCACGGGAUUGUUUUUUAGAAACAACCAGAUUAGUAGAAUUGAGGUAGACGCUUUUGCGAAUUUAAGAUCUCUGGGCUACCUUAUUCUAGAAAAUAAUGGUAUUUCUGAAAUAGACGAUAAAGUCUUUGAAAAUCUUGAAUCAUUAUUUAAUUUGAAUCUAGGAGGUAAUAAAAUCCAAGAAUUGAGUAGUAAGGUAUUUGAGCACUUACCAAAAUUAUGGGAAUUUGCUAUUGGCGACAAGCACACUUAUCAUUUUAAAUAUGACAUGUUAAAAUUUCAAGAAAGUACUAAAUGGGGAGAUGUCGGAGUGGGGUUAUUGCGUCAACUUCUUGGAUGGAUCCGUUUAAGGAAUAAUAAAUUGACGAAUAUCAGAAAGGGUAUUUUCAAUAUCUUACCGCCACUCCAGCUGAUCGAUUUGAGGGAUAACCAGAUAGAAGCCAUAAAGGAAGGUGAAUUGGAUAAUACUCGUACGUUUGUGAAAAAUUUGUUAGCAAUGACAGAACCUGUAACAUUUAAAAACGUUAAAAUAAAAGGGAUCAUGUCAAUAAUAAGGCCGAGGUGGGGAAGUUUCCGAUUUAAUGAGCCAAUAUUUGAGAAGCUUAUUAAAUCGUCCAGUAAUUUGCAAAAAACCUUACCCAAUAAAGUCGGGUACGAUAUAAUACAAAUUCAAGCCCAAAAUCUGCCAAUUCUCCACGAGAACAGUUUAAGUGGGAUUCGUAUUAGUACACUGGAAAUCGUUUCUUGCAAUUUGAAGGAAAUAGAAGCAAAUGCAUUUAACAAUGCAGAAAUCAAACACAUCAGUUUAGAAAAUAAUGUAUUAGAAGAAAUUAGGAACAGUAUGAUUAAAAACUGCAAGGUUGACUUUUUGACUUUGAAGAAAAAUAAUAUUCAAAAGAUAGAAGAAGCAGCAUUUCAGAACUUGCCACUACAAUAUCUUGAUUUAUCCCAUAAUAAAUUAGAGGAAAUUAAAGUGGACCAGUUUAAAGGUGCAUCUAUUGCUAGAUUGGAUUUAGAGAAAAAUAAUAUUCAAAAAAUAGAAGAAGCAGCAUUUCAGAACUUGCCGCUACAAUAUCUUAAUUUAUCCCAUAAUAAAUUAGAGGAAAUUAAAGUGGACCAGUUUAAAGGUGCAUCUAUUGUUAGAUUGGAUUUACAUGACAAUAUGAUAGAAGAAAUUAGGAAUAGUAUGUUUAACAACUUAAAGGUUGACCUUUUGAGUUUGAAGAAAAAUAAUAUUCAUAAGAUAGAAGAAGCAGCAUUUCAGAACUUGCCACUACAAAAACUUGAUUUAUCCCAUAAUAAAUUAGAGGAAAUUAAAGUGGACCAGUUUAAAGGUGCAUCUAUUGUUAGAUUGGAUUUACAUGACAAUAUGAUAAGUCAUAUUGAACCGGAAUUGUUCACAAUAUUGAACAAUAUUAAAGAACUAUCUCUGAAAAACAAUGAUUUCAGAGCAAUCGAUAGAAUUUUUAAUAACAUACCUACUAUCAGGGAUAUCGAUUUGGAAGGAAACAAUUUGAUUGAUCUACCAAGAAAUAUGUUUAGUAACUCAUUUAAUCUUGGAUGGAUCCGUUUAAGUAAUAAUAAAUUAACGACUAUCAGAAAAGGUAUUUUCAAUAUCUUACCACAACUCGAGCUGAUUGAUUUGAGGGAUAACCAGAUAGAAACCAUAGAGGAAGGUGCAUUUGAAAACCUACCAAAACUAAAGUAUCUAUUUUUGUCCAACAACAAAUUAAAAGAAGUCAAAACCGGUAUAUUUAACAAUAUAACCGCAAGUGAUGUAAAUUUGAGAAACAAUAAAAUAAUACGCAUAGAAGAUCUAGCAUUCAAAAAUUCUAAAAUACACGAUUUAAAACUUGAACGUAAUAGUUUAAACGAACUGCAAGGUAAAAUGUUUAAAGACGCGUCUAUUGGCUUCUUGCACUUAGCCAAGAAUAAUAUAGGAAUUAUAGACACAGAAGUGUUCAAUGUUAUGACAUCUAUCUCAGUAAUUUUUUUGGAAGGAAACAAUUUAACAGAGAUUAAUAAAGGUAUGUUCGACAAUCCUUCUAUCAGGGGAUUGUUUCUUAGAAACAACCAGAUUAGUAAAAUUGAGGUAGACGCUUUUGCGAAUUUAAGAUCUCUGUGCUACCUUAUUCUAGAAAAUAAUGAUAUUUCUGAAAUAGACGAUAAAGUCUUUGAAAAUCUUGAAUCAUUAUUUAAUUUGAAUUUAGGAGGUAAUAAAAUCCAAGAAUUGAGUAGUAAGGUAUUUGAGCACUUACCAAAAUUAUGGGAAUUUGCUAUUGGCGACAAGCACACUUAUGAUUUUAAAUAUGACAAGUUCAAACGUCAAGAAAGAAUAAAAAGAUUAAAAUUAAAAUAUUUUUCAGUCAUAAAUUCCUGUUUUCGUUAACAAUAUUUCACUUUAUCUGAAUUCUCACAAAUUAAUCUAUGAUCGUGACUUAAAAGUGUAUUCCUCUAUUUCGAAUGUUAAUGACUGUAAACACUUUUAGAGCCAAUUAAAUAUAGGGUGUCCCGAAAUUAAUGCAACAACAUUUUUUAUUUUUGCAAAGUGGCCCCCUCUUUCGGAGUUACAGCUCCUGAAGUCCGACCCUAAGAAUAAUCUUUUUUUUGUAUCUCGGAACCCUGUUGUACGAGAAUCAGUAAAUUAGGUUCACGGGGGUUUUUAUGACAUGUGGAAUCUGAUGGUACUACGUUUUUUGGCGGGGAACCCCCUUAAGACAAUUGUUCGUGGGCCCCC
Messenger RNA from Anoplophora glabripennis (Asian longhorned beetle), 4008 nucleotides. Its product is annotated as protein artichoke-like. The transcript has 4 exons. The coding region runs from base 52 to 3660 and encodes 1202 amino acids. The record is from RefSeq and is a predicted model, not a curated record. NCBI's taxonomy places the organism in Eukaryota, Metazoa, Arthropoda, Insecta, Coleoptera, Cerambycidae. Gene Ontology annotation, molecular function: protein binding.